Molecule: messenger RNA, 1245 nt
Organism: Ziziphus jujuba (common jujube)
Lineage: Eukaryota; Viridiplantae; Streptophyta; Magnoliopsida; Rosales; Rhamnaceae
Product: phospholipase A1-IIgamma
Exons: 2
Coding region: 1-1218 (405 amino acids)
Biological process (GO): lipid metabolic process
Molecular function (GO): glycerophospholipid phospholipase A1 activity
Source: RefSeq, a predicted model, not a curated record
AUGAGUAGCAUAGCACAAAAAUGGAAGGAACUGAGUGGAGAGAACGACUGGGAGGGUCUUUUGGAUCCUCUGGACAUCGAUCUUCGCCGCUACCUCAUUCAGUACGGUGACAAGAUCCAAGCCGUCAUCGAUUCCUUCAUCGACGACAAAUCCUCGAAGAAUAUCGGCCUCCCUCGAUACAUAAAGAGACAUCUCUUCCCCAGGGUUGGUUUGGUGAAUGGAAAUCCAUUCGACUACGAGGUCAAGAAAUAUUUCUACGCCUCCACCAAAGACAUUAAGUUGGAAAAAGGCUCGGUAAGCUUGCAGCCGCAGUCUAAGCCCGUCGCCGGGUACUCGAACUGGAUGGGAUACAUCGCCGUGAGCUCCGAUACCGGAAGCUUGGCUUUGGGAAGGAGAGACAUUUUGGUUGUAAUAAGGGGAACUCUUAUGGAUAUAGAAUGGAAUAUUGACUUUCAAUUCCAACUUGUUUCAGCUUCUGAUAUACUUGGAACGGAAUAUGACCCUAGGGUUCAGCAAGGAUGGUAUACUUACUACACUACGGCUGAUCCUGGAUCAACCUAUAAUUCUACUAGCAUGAGGGAUCAGAUUCUAAGUGGAGUUAGAGAGUUGGUGGACUUGUACAAGGAUGAGGAAAUCAGCAUUACAGUGACAGGCCACAGCAUGGGAGGUGCAUUUGCGACACUAAUAUCGACAGACAUAGUAUACAACGGAUACAACAAGCCCACAGAUCAGCCGGACAAUCCCUGUCUGGUGACGGCGUUCUUGUUCGCAAGCCCACCGGUAGGAGAUCCGGGCUUCAGAAGAGUCUUCAACAGUCUAGACAAUAUCCACGCUUUGCAAGUGAGGAACGAAAAGGACGAAAUCCCGGAGCUUCCAGAUCGGAUAGAAGGUUACGUCCACGUGGGGAAGAAGCUGGUGAUCGAUACCACACAGUCGCCCUACUUGAAGGAAAAGAUCAUAAGCACUGAAAAUGUUCUGCAUGAUCUGCAGGUUUACUUGCAUGGAAUUGCAGGGACUCAAGGCUCGACUGGUGGAUUCAAACUGGAAGUGAAACGAGAUCUGGCUCUUAUAAACAAGAAGUUGGAUGCUUUGAAAGAUGAAUACAAUGUGGGUGCUGAAUGGUGGUGUGUGAGUAACAAAGGCAUGAUUCAAAUGGCUGAUGGGAAUUGGGUUGUUGUCUUGGACCGCGAGAUCGAUAUUGAAGAUGACAAACCUUAGCUGGCUAGCUACAGUAGUCAUUGGAAA